Messenger RNA from Brassica napus (rape), 1050 nucleotides. Its product is annotated as tropinone reductase homolog At2g29310-like. The transcript is spliced from 5 exons. The record is from RefSeq and is a predicted model, not a curated record. Lineage: Eukaryota; Viridiplantae; Streptophyta; Magnoliopsida; Brassicales; Brassicaceae. Gene Ontology annotation, molecular function: oxidoreductase activity. Bases 111 to 899 code for a protein of 262 amino acids.
CUCACAUAACAUUCCCACCACACAUCCAAACAUACUCAUUUAUUCACACAUAUCUGAUCUACACUAUAAUAUCUGCCAUUUCUGACCAUUGCUAGCCACAUUAAAAAAAAAUGGAUAAAAGAUGGAGUCUUGAAGGUACGACUGCUCUUGUAACUGGUGGAGGCAGCGGAAUCGGGUAUGCCAUAGUAGAGGAGUUAGCUGGUUUUGGAGCUAAAAUCCAUGUUUGCGACAUAUCUGAAACACUGCUUAAUAAAAGUUUAAGCGAAUGGGAAAAGAAAGGGUUUAAAGUGAGUGGUUCAGUCUGUGAUGUAACUUCUCGACCCGAGAGAGAAACUUUGAUGCAAACUGUCUCCUCCCUGUUCAAUGGCAAGCUCGAUAUUUUCGUGAACAAUGUGGGUGGAGGUCGUCUAAAGCCAACGACAGAAUAUGAUGCAGACGAUUUUGAUUUCCAUAUUGCAACAAACUUGGAACCUGCUUUCCAUUUUUGCCAGCUUUCACAUCCUCUCCUAAAGGCUUCAGGCUAUGGAAGCAUCAUCUUCAUUUCAUCUGUUGCUGGGGUUGUAUCUUUUGAAUGUGGAUCCAUUUAUAGUCUAGCAAAAGGAGCUCUGAAUCAGCUAGCAAGAAAUUUGGCAUGUGAAUGGGCAAAAGAUGGCAUAAGGGCCAACGCUGUUGCUCCUAAUGCUAUCAAGACUCCUCUGUCUCAACCAUAUCUUGAUGACGUCAGUUUCAAGGAGGAAUUGUUUGGUAGAACUCCACUUGGUCGUGCUGGAGAGCCAAAUGAAGUUGCAUCACUGGUGGUCUUCUUGUGUCUACCUGCGGCGUCUUAUAUAACUGGUCAAACAAUUUGCGUUGAUGGAGGCCUCACCGUUAACGGUUUCUCCUAUCAACCACAUGCUUGAGAAUGCCCUUCUCGUGUUUAUUUCAUGCAACUGUCCUUGAACUCUUAAAGUCUGCUCUCUAAUAAAAAUUGUCACACUGUGAGUUUAUAUCCAAAAAUAUAAGCGUGUCUACAUUGUCAUUGUUGUAAUAAGAUUCAGUUACACACGAGAA